Messenger RNA from Naegleria gruberi, 1358 nucleotides. RefSeq lists its product as uncharacterized. Lineage: Eukaryota; Heterolobosea; Eutetramitea; Acrasida; Naegleriidae. The coding region runs from base 1 to 705 and encodes 234 amino acids. The transcript has 2 exons. Gene Ontology annotation, molecular function: oxidoreductase activity, acting on the CH-CH group of donors. Gene Ontology annotation, cellular component: membrane. Gene Ontology annotation, biological process: lipid metabolic process. The record is from RefSeq and is a predicted model, not a curated record.
AUGCAAGAAUUUGAAAGUUCCUCUUCGCCGCGUCUUUUAGCCUUGAUCGUUGUCGUGUUGGCUGUUUCACUGUUGUGGCUUCUUUCAGUGCGAUUGAAGAAUACAGCAAUAAUUGAUCCGUUCUGGGGGUUUGGAUUUGUUCUUGUUGGGUUGGUGCAUUUGAUGGUGAAUGAUUAUUCGUGGAAUGUUCAUCAGUGGAUGUUGAUCGGGAUGAUGAUGGCUUGGGGGUUGAGAUUGAGUUUGUAUUUGGGGAGGAGAUUUGUGAGAGAGGGGGUUGAGCAUGAGGAUUAUAGAUAUGCCAAUUUCAGAAAGAAUGAUCCAGAGAGUUAUUGGUGGAAGAGUUUGAUGAAGGUGUUUUGGUUGCAGGGAUUGUUGAUUUGGAUAUUUUCACAGGUUGUACAAAGUGUGUUGUGUCAAACAUUGAGAAGUGAGUUGACUAGUUCCGCAGUGUUUUGGAUUGAUGCUAUUUGUUGGUUGAUUGGAGUUUUAUUUGAAACUUUUGGAGAUUUACAAUUGGAAUCAUUCAAAUCUAAACCUGAAAAUAAGGGAAAGGUUUUAAAUACUGGAUUAUGGAGAUAUACAAGACAUCCAAAUUAUUUUGGAGAUUCUAUGGUUUGGAUUGGAUUUGGAGUGAUGAGUUUGGGAAUUAAUUUUGCAAUAAAUUAUUUAAUUGAAGAAUUCAAACUUGUUAGGGCAAAUUCUUGAGAUCCUAAAAAGGAAAGAUAUGGAGGAUAAGAAUCAUUGAUGUGAAUGAAUUGUUUUCCAUCUUUCCAAUAUCCUUCCUUCACAUAACCUUCAACAAUUCUGCAAUAAAAUAAAUGAUGACCUGGACAUGUUUCUUCCAUUUCCUUCUCAAUAACGCAACACAAGUGUGCACAACAUUCCUCAAAGCAAUGGAAGAGGCCAUUAGAAUUUCUUCUUUCUAUUAAGGUGAGUGGUUUCAUGUUGUUAGGUGUUGAAUGGUCACUAUUCACAAAGGUUGCAAACUUGUCUAUUUCAGAUCCUGAACAUCCUCCAAUUUUCAAAACAUAAUCUGCCAAUGGAAGAGUUGGAAUAUUGAGGGUGAAUUGUUUACUCCUUCGAACGAGUGAAGCCGAGUGUCUGGACUUGUUCAUACUGCAAAUGAAAUGAGCAGAAUUGUCGGUAGGUGUGAGCCAAGUAAUGGUCAUGAGAUUUCUCUUGUUUUCAUGAUUACUCGAGAGAAUGCAAACUGGAUUUGUGUAGAGGAAUCUGGAAAGUAAGUUAGCUGGAAUGAUUUGUAUGAAUUCUGAUUGUCUUGUGAAUGAAAUUGCACUUGCUGACUUGGAAUCACUUAAAUCAAGUUUGAAAAGAGGGGCAUAUGCUGAAUCGUCUCUUUC